GCACACGAAAAGAGGGCGGGGCGUCCGCAAGAGAGAAGGGAUUGGGACACGAGAAGCAGGAGAGAGAGAGGGAGAGGGAUUGCUGGUGGCGGAGUUGGAUCAUCGGGAGGCGUCGCGCUGCUUGUGCGGAUCGGAGGAGGUCAUGAACAACUAAUCAACGUUCAUUUAUUAUGGAUUUGCACCAGUUAUUUAAGUACAGAUUGACUGGUGCUAACGUCUUGUACCGAAUUCCUACAGAGAACAACUUAGCAAACUCUUCCUGGCCAACUACUCCACUGAAGUUAGAGUUCAGCAACUCCCCAUACACCCCUCUUUCUACCCAGCUUGAGUGUGACAAUUUGUCUACUCUUAGCAACACCCCAGAUAACCAGAGCUCUUCUGAAACUAUUUCAGCCCAACCAAUCUCCCCGCUUGAAGCAGACAGCUCGUACAUAAAGGCAGGUAGCCAUCUCCGUGAGAACAUCCAAGUGAAACCUGAUCAGUUGUAUGCAACAUCAAGACAUAAUAUGCAACAGACUUUACGUGAUAUUGAGACCGUUCUGAUGGCACCUGAUGCUGAUGAUGCAACAACGAGCACAAAGCAUGAUUUUGAGGAAACCAAGCCUACUCAGCUCAUGAGGCAGCGGUCGAGGACAUGGAGCCAUGAGUCACGACAGCCUUUGACAGGAACUGUUCGGCCACAAUUUGCAUCUGGUGGAUACCCCGCGGCAAGCUAUGAAAUUCGUCCAGAGAAACGGCAAAGGGAGCUAAGGGAGGAUCCACAACUCAUUGUGAAGCAUCUAUUAACCAGGUGUGCGGAGGCAUUAAGUGAGGACAGGACAGAAGAGUUCCAAAAGCUUGUUCAGGAUGCUCGUGGGCUUGUUUCAAUUAACGGGGAACCAAUCCAGCGUCUAGGUGCUUACCUACUCGAGGGUUUGGUUGCUAGACAUGGAAACUCUGGUACAAACAUCUACCGUGCUCUGAAAUGCCGGGAGCCGGAGAGCACGGAGCUUCUCUCCUACAUGAAGAUUUUAUACAAUAUCUGUCCUUACUUCAAGUUUGGGUACAUGGCUGCUAAUGGGGCGAUUGCGGAAGCAUUGAGAAGUGAGGACAAGAUCCACAUAAUCGAUUUUCAGAUUGCUCAGGGGACUCAAUGGAUCACACUGAUACAAGCACUAGCUGCCAGGCCUGGGGGUCCACCUCAUGUGCGGAUCACCGGAAUAGAUGACCCGGUUUCAGAGUAUGCCCGAGGUGAAGGUCUGGAUAUUGUUGGGAACAUGCUGAAAAGCAUGUCUAAAGAAUUCAAAAUACCUCUGGAGUUUACACCUCUACCUGUCUAUGCUACUGAAGUCACAAAAGAGAUGCUUGAGAUUAGACCAGGUGAAGCACUUGCUGUCAACUUCACCCUCCAGCUUCAUCACACCCCAGAUGAGAGCGUGGACGUCAACAAUCCCCGGGAUGGGUUGCUCCGGAUGGUGAAAGGGCUGUCCCCGAAGGUGACUACGUUGGUGGAGCAGGAAUCGCACACAAACACGACACCUUUCUUGACGAGGUUUGUGGAGACCAUGGAUUACUACUCUGCCAUGUUCGAGUCUAUCGAUGCCAACUUGCCUCGAGACAACAAAGAGAGGAUAAGUGUGGAGCAGCACUGCCUGGCCAAGGAUAUUGUGAACAUCAUCGCCUGUGAGGGGAAGGACAGAGUGGAGAGGCACGAGCUCCUUGGCAAGUGGAAAUUAAGGCUGAGCAUGGCUGGCUUCAAGCCUUACCCACUGAGUUCUUACGUGAACUCUGUGAUAAAGAAGCUUCUAGCGUGCUACUCGGACAAUUACACGCUGGACGAGAAGGAUGGGGCGAUGCUCCUGGGCUGGAAGAACAGGAAGUUGAUAUCUGCCUCUGCAUGGCACUGACAAAUGUAUGUUCACUGGAAGAAGAAAAGAAAAACAGAGGUUAUACACCGAAGUCCCUGGUCUGCUUUUCAAACUCCCUUCGAUGUACAUGUACAUGAUGAUGUACCUUCCGUGUUUUGCGUAAAUGUAGACCAGGAAUUAAACAUUGACAUUAGAUUGUAGGGGUUGUACGAUAAUUACAGUUUUUUGCUCUUCCAUGUAUUCACCAUUCUCUCAGUCCAUGAUAUGUUGGAUGUAAUUUUCUAGGCAUGCUCGUGUUGGUCAGCAAAAAGUUUUCAUUCGUGGAGCAUGCUGUGAGAAUGUAGAGUAUUCCUUGGGGAAGUUGAUUUUC
Messenger RNA from Lolium rigidum, 2217 nucleotides. RefSeq names its product chitin-inducible gibberellin-responsive protein 1. Gene Ontology annotation, cellular component: nucleus. Gene Ontology annotation, biological process: regulation of DNA-templated transcription. Lineage: Eukaryota; Viridiplantae; Streptophyta; Magnoliopsida; Poales; Poaceae. The record is from RefSeq and is a predicted model, not a curated record. Gene Ontology annotation, molecular function: DNA-binding transcription factor activity; sequence-specific DNA binding. The transcript has 2 exons. Bases 171 to 1886 code for a protein of 571 amino acids.